CUUUGACCGACGCCAAGGCGAAAUGCCGUCUAGUGCCGAUAAGGAGAUGACUCCCAAGAACCGUGGCCGCGGUGGAUUUUUUUUCUCUCGUCUGUUAAAAGUACGUGCGCUGGCGGUGCCACCGUCGCCGUCGCCGUCGCCGUCGAUCGUUCGUCCCUAUGUAAAUAAAGCUGCUCUGCGGCGCGUGCCUGCAACGGUGGUGUGAUGGUGGUGGUGCUAGUGAACCUACGCCUGACCGAACGAAAACCACGGCUGGGAAACCCAAGCAAUCCAAUAACGGAAAUCCAAAAAUCCCCCUCUGUCCGAGCCCGAACCCGAAACCAUGGACUCGGACCUGGAAACCACGCAGCCGGCCGACAAGCCCCGCGGCUGGGUGGCCGAGCUGAGCCGCGACAUUAGCAUGGCGUGGGCCGACAUACCGCUGCUCGCGAGCUGCUUCGUCAGCGGCAUCUGCGAGUCCAUCACGCUGACGGCGGCCAGCGUCUUUGUCAGCAUGCAAACCGGAAACACCCUCUACCUCGCCCUCGGCGCCGCCCGCAUCCCCGUCGACCAGCCCCUCCUCUGGCUGCGCUGCCUGGCCUCCAUGGGCGCCUUCUGGGCCGGCUGCCUGGCCUUCUCGCACGCGGCCCGCCUGCUCGGCCCGCGCCGCAAGCUGUCCCUCGCGCUCUCCUUCCUGCUGCAGUCGGCCCUCGUGUGCGCCGCCGCGGCCGUGGCCCAGUCCGGCGCCGUGCCGACCUUUGCGCAGCGGUCGCUGGGCGACCAGACGGCGCUCGAGCGCCUCGAGGUCGCCGCGCGGCGCGAGGCGGACCCCCUGGUCGUCGUGCCCCAUCGUGCUGCUCGCCUUCCAGUUCGGCGGCCAGAUCGUGGCCAGCCGCAGCCUUGGGCUUCAACGAGGUGCCCACAAACGUGCUGACGUCGGGUCUACUGCGACCUGCUGUCGGACCCGAAGAUCCUGGCCCCGCCCCGCGAGAACCCCAAGCGCAACAGGCGCGUCGCCGCCGUCGUGCUGCUGGCCGCCGGAGGGCUGUGCGGCGGCUUCCUGCAGAGGUCCGGGGCCGGCAUGGGCGCCGCGCUCUGGGUCGCCGCCGCCGUCAAGAUGGUCAUCGCCGUCGCGUUGCUGGCGUGGAAGGGGCAGGAGGUCCCGCGGGUCGAGAAGCGUUGAAGCUGCUGCUGGGAAGGGGUUGCAUGCAUGCGACAGACAGCUUUUAUGGGGCAAUACGACAUUGACCGAACCCUGUAAUUACGACUCUGGCGGGCCUCUGGGAUGCUGACUGGACCCUCCUGUACAUAAUCUUAACCACUUGUAAUCUCUGGCGUGAGCAGCAUCCUGGCAUGUCUGCAAGGUCGCCCUGGUCAUUCUUCAUCAUUCGGCAGCGGGCAAGAUGGCUGAAAUGGAGGCUUUGGUUUUGCGCCUCCGAGUUACAUCUUUUGACCAUGAAUGGAUAUUACAGUUACAUCAAACAAGAUUACCCAGUCUUUUUCCGCUUACGUGCGCCAGAACACCUUCACCAAGCCCAAUGACUCCGUUUCACGACUUGCCGGCGGCCUGGAUCGCGGCGCCCAUGGCAUCCGUGUACAGCAUGCCGGCGACGCUGGCCGACGUGAGGGUUGACAACACGCCCGAGAAGAGAGCAGAGGCGGCGAGUCCCGCCACGUCGCCGGUGCGGCUAGGGGCGAUCUGCGAGAGCACACCGAUCUGGGUGCCGAGAGAACCAAUGUUGCCGAAACCCUGUAUCACAAUCAAUGAGCUGGGAGCGCUGGCUCAUGGCCUUGAACUCGGGGCGACCAGUGCCUCCCGUCAGGGUCAGGAAGGCGACAAACUCGUUCUUGAUGACCUUCUGGGCGAUAAGCUCGGCGACACGCAGGCAGUCCUCCUUGGGCACGCCCAGCAGCCAGGCGACAGGGAAGAAGACGUAGCGGAAGAUCAGCUCCAGCGACAGCUUGCGGCCCGCCACCUCGAUGCCCCAGUAGGUGCCCCACCAGCCGAGGAUGCCGUCGAUCAUGGCGACGAAGGCGAUGAUGCAGAGCAGGGUCGAGAUGAUCAUGCCGGCGAUCUUGAUACCCAGCCAGGCACCGUUGGCGAAAGCCUCGAGGCCGUUGGCCGCCUUGCUCUCCUGGUCC
Gaeumannomyces tritici R3-111a-1 is the source of this 2121-nucleotide messenger RNA. RefSeq lists its product as hypothetical. NCBI's taxonomy places the organism in Eukaryota, Fungi, Ascomycota, Sordariomycetes, Magnaporthales, Magnaporthaceae. Bases 323 to 913 code for a protein of 196 amino acids. The transcript has 3 exons. The record is from RefSeq and is a predicted model, not a curated record.